Messenger RNA from Periconia digitata, 850 nucleotides. Lineage: Eukaryota; Fungi; Ascomycota; Dothideomycetes; Pleosporales; Periconiaceae. The record is from the annotation of a GenBank genome assembly.
CAUUAUUCACAACACCACAACCAUGGCAUACCCGACGCGGCAGCUUCCUUCACACAUCCGCAGCCAGUCCAGCUCCAUCGGUGGCUCCCAAUCCUCCGCCCAAUCGCCUGCGCUCCUGGCCCGCAUCGCAGAGAAGAAGGCAGAGUUGGCAAGCCUAAAGGACCUACAAACACUGAGUGCAGGACUGGCCGAUCAGAUGCAAAUGCUGGCGGAGAAGCUAGACACGCUCUCUGAUGGCACAGAAGCGGUAGCAGCGGUCUUGUCGAACUGGCAUAACGUUCUUCGAGCUAUCAACAUGGCAUCUAGCAAGCUUCCUCAACCCAAAGACGACGACAACGUAGAUGACAGAUUGGAAGCGGAACCUCCUCUUCCGCAAACUCUCGUCCGCAUCCCAACGCAACAUGCGCCAGGACUUAUCCCCCCGAAAGACACAGAGAAUAUGACCGAAUGAGACACGGGUUAGGUAUAUGCUGGGAAGAAUAGAACAGAUUGCAUUGGGCAGCAUGCCGCCCCGGAACACAAAGAAGGAGCCGCGCCAUUUGGAGUUGGAAGAGUACUCCACCUCUCUCCUCUGUAUGCAGCCCGUGUUCAUAGUGUUAUGGGCGUGUCAAGAAUAUCUAGAAGGAACUUCGUGUCUAGGGACGGCACGCUCCUGACAUGAAUGGGCCGUAGUGCAGACCCGAAAGAGCAUGGAUAGGGCAAUCACACUUGACCUGGUUCUGGGACAGCGUUAGUGAUUGCUGUCAGACAAUCAUGAAGGACCGCCCGGGUGGAGCUAGUCGUGUCACGCAAACAGCCAGUUCGCGGCAGCAUUGAUGCUGAGUCUCUCACACUGAUUGCUGUGAGACGU